AUGGCUGCUACCCUCUUCAGCAACACUGCCCGCGUUGCCCUCCGCUCGGGAGUUUCGGCUACCUCCAAGGCCGGUGCUGCGGGUCUGACCUUUGCCCGCGGCAAGGCCACUCUCCCCGACCUCUCCUACGACUAUGGCGCCCUUGAGCCUUCCAUCUCUGGAAAGAUCAUGGAGCUGCACCACAAGAACCACCACAACACCUAUGUGACCAACUACAACAAUGCUGUUGAGCAGCUCCAGGAGGCCCAGCACCAGGGCAACAUUGCUGCUCAGAUUGCUCUCAAGCCCGCCAUCAACUUCAACGGCGGUGGUCACCUCAACCACACCCUCUUCUGGGAGAACUUGGCUCCCAAGAACGCCGGUGGUGGCGAGCCCCCAUCUGGUGCUCUCUCCAAGGCCAUUGACACCACCUACGGUGGCCUUGGUGAGUUCCAGAGCAAGAUGAACGCUGCUCUGGCCAGCAUCCAGGGCAGUGGUUGGGCUUGGCUCGUCAAGGACAAGCAGACUGGCCAGAUUUCCAUCCGCACCUACGCCAACCAGGACCCCGUCGUCGGCCAGUUCGAGCCUAUCCUCGGGAUUGACGCUUGGGAGCAUGCCUACUACCUCCAGUACCAGAACCGCAAGGCCGAGUACUUCUCUGCCAUCUGGGACAUCAUCAACUGGAAGGCCGCUGAGAAGCGUUUCGCUUAA
This is a messenger RNA of Penicillium antarcticum, 690 nucleotides long. RefSeq names its product superoxide dismutase sodB (gene sod2). Lineage: Eukaryota; Fungi; Ascomycota; Eurotiomycetes; Eurotiales; Aspergillaceae. The record is from RefSeq and is a predicted model, not a curated record. Gene Ontology annotation, molecular function: superoxide dismutase activity; metal ion binding. The coding region runs from base 1 to 690 and encodes 229 amino acids. The transcript has 4 exons. Gene Ontology annotation, cellular component: mitochondrion. Gene Ontology annotation, biological process: superoxide metabolic process.